Eptesicus fuscus (big brown bat) is the source of this 2660-nucleotide messenger RNA. It is a transcript of the gene WDR91, whose product is annotated as WD repeat domain 91. The coding region runs from base 41 to 2281 and encodes 746 amino acids. Lineage: Eukaryota; Metazoa; Chordata; Mammalia; Chiroptera; Vespertilionidae. Gene Ontology annotation, biological process: early endosome to late endosome transport. The record is from RefSeq and is a predicted model, not a curated record. The transcript has 15 exons. Gene Ontology annotation, cellular component: late endosome membrane; early endosome membrane; extrinsic component of endosome membrane. Gene Ontology annotation, molecular function: protein binding; phosphatidylinositol 3-kinase regulator activity.
UCGGGUGCCGCGGCCCCUGGCUAACGGCGCUCGCGCAGCGAUGGCGGAGGCCGUGGAGCGCACAGACGAGCUGGUCCGUGAGUACCUGCUCUUCCGCGGUUUCACGUACACACUGCGGCAGCUGGAGGCCGAGAUCAAGGCGGACAAGGAGAAGGGGUUCCGGGUGGACAAGAUUGUGGACCAGUUGCAGCAGUUAAUGCAGGUGUAUGACUUGGCUGCCCUGCGGGAUUAUUGGAGCUACCUGGAGCGGCGACUCUUCAGCCGCUUGGAGGAUAUAUACAGACCCACCAUCAACAAACUGAAAACCAGCCUGUUCCGCUUUUAUCUUGUCUACACAAUUCAGACAAACAGAAAUGACAAGGCUCAGGAGUUUUUUGCAAAGCAGGCCACGGAGCUCCAGAACCAGGCGGAGUGGAAGGAUUGGUUUGUCCUGCCCUUCCUGCCAUCUCCAGACACCAACCCCACCUUUGCUACCUACUUUUCUCGUCAGUGGGCGGACACCUUCAUUGUGUCCCUGCACAACUUCCUGAGCGUCCUGUUUCAGUGCAUGCCAGUGCCUGUGAUCCUGAACUUUGAUGCUGAGUGCCAGAGGACCAACCAGGUUCAAGAAGAAAAUGAAGUUCUACGUCAGAAGCUUUUUGCAUUGCAAGCAGAAAUCCACCGACUAAAGAAAGAGGAGCAACAGCCAGAAGAAGAAAAGGCCUUGGUCCAACACAAGUUGCCUCCUUACGUCUCCAACAUGGACCGCCUGGGGGACUCGGAACUAGCCAUGGUGUGCAGCCAGAGGAACACGUCCCUCUCCCAGUCCCCUCGUGUGGGUUUCCUGUCCUCGCUGCUGCCUCAGAGUAAGAAGAGCCCCUCACGGUUGUCACCUGCCCAGGGCCCGCCUCAGGCUCAGAGCUCGGCCAAGAAGGAGUCCAUCAGCAGUCAGACCACUAAGGCAAAGGACCCAGCGUGCGGACCCCGGGACGGGAAGAGCCUCUUCAGCGGGCUGGCCCCGGGGGAGUCCAGCUGGUCACAGCACCGGCAGCGGCGCCUGCAGGACCACGGCAAGGAGAGGAAGGAGCUUCUGUCUCUGACGUUGCAGUGUGCAGAGAAGAAACCUGAAGCUUGUGGCCCCGAACCAGAGCCCUGCCCAGAGCUCCACGUGGAGGCGCUGGAGACGCUGACGCGGGCUGCCUCAGCAGGCCCUGAGGGUGGAGGGGUCCGCGCCGAACAGCCGUUCAUUGUGCUCGGGCAGGAGGAGUAUGGGGAGCACCACUCCUCCAUCAUGCACUGCAGAGUGGAUUGCUCGGGGAGGAGGGUUGCCAGCUUAGACGUAGACGGGGUCAUCAAAGUGUGGUCCUUCAACCCCAUCAUGCAGACCAAAGCGUCCUCCAUUUCCAAGUCACCACUGCUGUCUUUGGAGUGGGCCACCAAGCGGGACCGGCUGCUCUUGCUGGGCAGUGGUGUGGGCACAGUGCGCCUUUAUGACACGGAAGCCAAGAAGAAUCUCUGUGAAAUCAACAUCAACGACGACAUGCCCAGAAUCCUGUCUCUCGCGUGCAGCCCCAACGGGGCUUCUUUCGUCUGUUCGGCCGCAGCUCCGAGCCUCGCUUCCCAGGUGGACUUCUCGGCACUGGACAUGGGCAGCAAGGGCACGAACCAGGUUCCCGGCAAGCUGCUGCUGUGGGACACGAAAACCAUGAAGCAGCAGCUCCAGUUCUCCCUGGAUCCGGGGCCCAUUGCUAUCAACUGCACAGCCUUCAAUCACAACGGGAACCUGCUGGUCACCGGGGCGGCGGACGGCGUCAUCCGGCUGUUUGACAUGCAGCAGCACGAGUGCGCCAUGAGCUGGAAGGCCCACUGCGGGGAGGUGUGCUCCGUGGAGUUCAGCUACGACGAGAACACCGUGUACAGCAUCGGCGAGGACGGGAAGUUCAUCCAGUGGAACAUCCACAAGAGUGGCCUGAAGGUGUCCGAGUUUGGGCUCCCCACGGACGCCACGGGCCCCUUCGUGCUGUCAGGUUACAGCGGCUACAAGCAGGUUCAGGUUCCCCGGGGUCGGCUCUUCGCUUUUGACUCCGAGGGAAAUUACAUGCUGACAUGUUCUGCCACUGGGGGCGUCAUCUACAAGCUGGGCGGGGACGAGAAGGUUCUGGAGAGCUGCCUGAGCCUGGGUGGCCACCGAGCCCCCGUGGUCACCGUGGACUGGAGCACGGCGAUGGACUGCGGGACCUGCCUCACUGCCUCCAUGGACGGCAAGAUCAAGCUGACCACCCUCCUGGCCCAUAAAGCCUGAGGGCACCUGCCCGGAGAACUUCCCCGGAAGCCGUGAUAUCCCCGGGGGUGGGGAGACAGGAAGCAGGAAGACGGGACGCUCCAUUUCCGGCUCCCUGCCAGGGCGGGGAAUCUUCAGGGAAAGGCUGUUUGGGGGCUCGGACGCUGUGCAGCCUGGUGACUGGAACAGGAGCCACCCGGAGGAGGAGUGGGCGGGUGCCCCGGAGACCGGCUUGCCGGGCGGUGCCAGAAGCGCCCAGACGGCGGGACAAAGCUCAGGCAUUCAGACACUGCAGGUGAAGCAUUGCGAUGGCUGCCCUGCCGGCCCAGGAGAGAUUGACAGUAUUUUGUACACAUUUGCUCAGUUUCUUCUUUUUUAAAAAAGAAUGCUCUUGUGGUUA